Molecule: messenger RNA, 1008 nt
Organism: Plasmodium gonderi
Lineage: Eukaryota; Apicomplexa; Aconoidasida; Haemosporida; Plasmodiidae
Product: Plasmodium exported protein, unknown function
Exons: 2
Coding region: 1-1008 (335 amino acids)
Source: RefSeq, a predicted model, not a curated record
AUGACAGAAAAAACAAAUAAAUUCGUUUUUUUUUUUAAUUUUCUUACAUUUAUCCUUUUAAUAUGCAUAUGGAAUAAUCCUAUUGAAUACAAUUCCUUUUGCAAAUCUAUUAAUAAUGAAAGAAACCCAAAGAUCUCAUUAAACACACGAGCUAACAGAUUGCUGAAAACAAAUACAGAAGAAUAUAUUCAGCAGAAUUAUGCAUCUCCAAGAGAUAACAUAAGUAAAUUAGAAGAUACAUAUGAUGGCGAUUUUGAAAAACAAUUAAUAUCAUUGUUAGGUGAUCACCAAUAUAGCAGUGUAUUUAGUUCAUUAAUGAUAAAUGAUGAUGUACAACUUAAUUUAAAUGCGUCAGAAUCUAAUGAAAGUUGCAAAAGUAUUCCUAAUUCAUUAAAAUAUCAAAAUGAUUAUGGUAGCAAUACCGAAGAUGAUAUUAAUGAUGAUGAUAAAUAUUUGAAUAUCCAAAAUGAAAAGAUGUCUUAUGAUGGUGAUGACGUCUUUAGCGACUAUCAUUCAGAAAAUAAUUACAAAGAUGAUUAUGACAAUGAAAGUACGUCUGAUACAUUAACAAAUUCAAACUCAUACGUAAAUAGUUACCAUCCAUCAAAGUAUGAUGACAAGAGUGAUAUAGAAUUAUAUAAAUCAAAAGAACCUUUUGGAAAGUUAAAGUAUAAACGUAAAAGAAGUGUAUUACUUUCUCCAAUUGCUAAAUUUGUAAAAAGUCGAAAAGCUUGGUAUGAAAGGGUACUACUGAAGUUCACUAUAUCUGUUUUUAAUCCUGAUUCAUCUUCGAAUGAAAUUUCACGAGAUAUGAAAUUGUAUUUUGCAUUUCUUUCUCCAGUUCUGGUAUGCGGUAUAUUUUUACUUGGAUUUUUGCUACAAGAAAAUUUGAUGGGUAUUGGAAUAUCAUCCAUAAUGUAUAUUAUUUCAUUGAUUUUUAUUUUCUUUAAAGCCAUAACAAUCAGCAAAAAGUAUAAAAAUUACGGAAUAAGGAGUAUGAAAAAAUAA